GGCACUGAGGGUCCCUGCCCCUCUCUCCCCAGCGUUGUAAGGGUGGUGGCAGCAGCAGAGGCACGGGAGACUGGUGCGCUCGCGCAGGCGGAGCCCAGCUGCGGGCCAGCAGAGCCCCUCCCCAGCGGUACUCUAAUCAGUAAGUCUCAAUGCCUGGUGUACUCUGAUCUCUUCAGCAGAGAAUUUAUAAAUCAGUUGUCCAGUUUGCUGAAAGAAAUAGAAAAUGGCCAAAGUUGAAAAGCUUGCUCUUCAUGUCCCAAGUCUAGAGGAACUUUCUGGGGUCCUGCAGAAUGGGCUGAAAGAGAACUUUGCUGAUGUCCAGGUCUCUGUAGUAGAAUGCCCUGAUCUGACUCAUGAUCCCUUCAACUUUCCUGUUAAAGGAAUCUGUGGGAAGCCUAGAAUAGCAGAUGUGGGAGGUCCUCCUUACCUUGUGCCUCUUGUACAAAAAGAUAAAGUUUAUGACCUGAACACCGUUGCAAAGCAAAUAGAGUUGCCUGGAGCUUUCAUUCUUGGAGCUGGAGCUGUGUCCUCUAGGAUUCUUGGAGUAAAUGCUGAGUUUAUCCCAGUUGCUCAAGCUGAGAGUGAACAAAAGCCUGCUGUAAAUGCGAGUUACACUGCUCAGAUUAAUCCUGCAGAUGGAGGGUGCCUUCUGGAGAAGUACAGCAACAAAUAUAGUGACUGUGAAUUUGGACUGCUGGCCAACCUGUAUGCCAGUCAGGGCCAACCUGGCAAGGUUAUUGAAGUGAAAGCCAAUGGAAGAACUGGACAGCAUAACUUUGUGACCUGUAUGAGACAAAUUAUAGAAAAAUGCUAUGGAGAUAAACCAGUUGGGAUAGGAGGUACAUUUGUUAUUCAAAAGGGGAAAGCAAAGAUUCAUAUUAUGCCCCCAGAAUUUUCUGCCUGUCCUUUAAACACUGACGAGGAACUGAAUAAUUGGCUCAGUUUUUUUGAAAUGAAGGCUCCGUUGAUUUGUCAGCCAGUACUAAUUUCAAGAGAUCCAGGGUUUGAUCUGCGAGUGGAGCACACCCAUUGUUUCAGUCACCAUGGUGAAGGAGGACACUACCAUGAGGACACGACACCAGAUAGUGUGCAGUAUCUGGGAUAUUUUUUACCUGCAGAACUUCUCUUUCGUAUUGAUAGACCCAAGGAGUCUCAUAUGGUUGGGAGAGAUUAAAUCCAUGGAUGCACACUUAGUUUUGAGUGUACGGAUAGCAAUUAAUUUUUAAAAAUGAAAUAUUGGAUUUGAUCAUUCUUUUAAUUGACAUCAAGCACACAUAUGAAAAGCUGGCAUUUUAUUGCAGUCUUAGCCUUUUUUAAAGAAUGGGACACGUUCAGAGUUUAGAUAGUUAUUUGAAUUCAAACAAACAAUUUCAAUCACAAUUUAAUUUUUAUCCAAACAUCAAAGCCAAAUAGUUUGUAUUA
This is a messenger RNA of Emys orbicularis (European pond turtle), 1422 nucleotides long. RefSeq names its product chromosome 1 C11orf54 homolog (gene BKGD). Lineage: Eukaryota; Metazoa; Chordata; Testudines; Emydidae. The transcript has 9 exons. Gene Ontology annotation, molecular function: hydrolase activity, acting on ester bonds; zinc ion binding. Bases 224 to 1174 code for a protein of 316 amino acids. Gene Ontology annotation, cellular component: nucleus. The record is from RefSeq and is a predicted model, not a curated record.